Messenger RNA from Morchella importuna, 1587 nucleotides. RefSeq lists its product as uncharacterized. Bases 1 to 1587 code for a protein of 528 amino acids. Gene Ontology annotation, cellular component: mitochondrion. Gene Ontology annotation, molecular function: acetyl-CoA hydrolase activity; acetate CoA-transferase activity. The record is from RefSeq and is a predicted model, not a curated record. The transcript is spliced from 5 exons. Gene Ontology annotation, biological process: acetate metabolic process. Lineage: Eukaryota; Fungi; Ascomycota; Pezizomycetes; Pezizales; Morchellaceae.
AUGUCUGGAUCUAUGGUUGCUUCUGCUGCGCUCAAAGCGCGAGUCCGCCGUCCUGCGUUGCUGAAGAAGCUCGCAAAGCCGGAGGAUCUCAUUCAUCAUUUCCCCAAUGGCGCAUACAUUGGAUGGUCUGGAUUCACCGGUGUUGGUGCUCCCAAGAUUGUACCCAUGGCAUUGGCCGACCACAUUGAGAACAACAAGCUCCAAGGGCAGAUGAGAUACUCUCUCUUUGUCGGCGCUUCCUCCGGUGCAGAUGUUGAGAACAGAUGGGCCAGGCUCGAUAUGAUUGAGCGAAGAUCACCCCAUCAAGUCGGAAAGGAAAUUGCAAAGGGUAUCAACAAUGGCAGGAUUAAGUUCUUUGACAAGCAUCUUUCCAUGUUUCCCGUCGAUCUGAUUUACGGAUACUACACUAUGGACCGCCCCAAGAACCGUCUUGACGUAGCUGUCAUUGAGGCCAGUGCCAUCACCGAAGAGGGUGGUAUCAUCUGUGGUGCUUCCGUCGGAGCAUCUCCUGAAAUCAUCCAAAUGGCCGACAAGAUCAUUGUCGAAGUCAACACAUUGUUACCCUCAUUCGAAGGGCUCCACGAUAUCACCAUGACCGAUCUUCCCCCUAACAGGAAGCCGUACUUGAUUAUGGCCCCUGAGGACAGAAUUGGGACCCCUCAUAUUCCGGUUGACCCUGACAGGAUUGUGGCUAUUGUAGAGAGCAGACAGCCUGAUGUUACCAAUGACAAUGCGCCUGAGGAUGCUACUAGUCAGGCUGUUGCAGACAACUUGAUUGAGUUCCUCCAGCACGAAGUCAAGAUGGGCCGUCUUCCCCCUAGUCUCCUUCCUCUACAAUCCGGAAUCGGUAACAUCGCCAACGCCGUCAUUGGUGGUCUCGCCAAGGGCAAGGCCAGUUUCUCCAAUCUUACCGUCUGGACCGAAGUCCUCCAGGACUCCUUCCUCGACCUUUUCGAUUCUGGUCACCUUAACUUUGCCACUGCAACCUCCGUCCGUUUCUCUCCCGAUGGUUUCAAGAGGUUCUAUGACAACUGGGACAGGUACUACGACAAGCUUAUUCUCCGCCCCCAGACCGUUUCCAACCACCCCGAGAUCAUCAGACGUCUUGGUGUCAUCGGUAUGAACACCCCCGUCGAGGUUGACAUGUACGCACACGCCAACUCGACCAACGUCUCCGGCUCAAGGAUGUUGAAUGGUUUGGGUGGAUCUGCGGAUUUCUUGAGAAACGCAAAGAUCUCCAUUAUGCACACUCCUUCAACCAGACCCACCAAGACCGACCCCACUGGUGUUUCUUGCAUUGUGCCAAUGGUUUCCCAUGUAGACCAGACUGAGCACGACUUGGACGUCAUUGUCACUGAGCAGGGUCUUGCCGACGUUCGUGGUCUGUCACCCCGUGAGCGUGCCCGUGUCAUCAUCGAGAAGUGUGCCCACCCCGACUACAAGCCCCAGCUCAAGGAUUACUUCGAGACCGCCGAGCGCAUCUGUUUGAAGAAGGGAUGGGGCCACCAGCCGCACAUGUUGAACAGCGUCUUCAAGAUGCACACUGAGCUCGAGAAGACUGGCACCAUGAAGAUUGAUUCGUGGUAA